GACCGAUUCUGAAUUGGUUUUCAUCAUUACAGCCGCUUUGGAGUCAUCGAGUUUUGAACUCUUCAGCAUAGCCAUUUCCUAUUUUAACUUCAACGGGGUUGGAUUUGUUUUACACAAGUACUGCUUAUGGGUUUCCGCAGUUGAUUCGGUGCUGUCGGGUUUUGUCAUUUUUUAUUUUAUGCUCUUGUGUAUUUUUUACUGAUCUCAACAUGAUUAUUUAUAGGGCUCCACUGGUCAUCGUUGCCACCACUCUCAUUGUUUUCCACUUACUGCCACCAACAACUAGUUUAACAGUCCAACAACUCUUCAAACCCAAGCAGAAUCCUGCUUCGCCUGAAACCGACCUCUUAGCAAUUAUUCGUGUUCCAAGGGACACUCUUCAUCAGCUGGAAGACUUUCCAUCAGAGAACAGUGCAAAGGUUAAAGACAAUGAAAGUAGUACGGUGAUUCGGAAAGCUCGAGAUAGCAAAUUUUUUUCGUCUGAUAAACUCCGAAGUGGUUUUAAAGACGACCCUAGAGCCGAUAGGUCUCUAAAGCCGGAAGAUAAUGGAGAUGAUGAUCAGAGUCGGAAGAACAAUCCGAAUUUGGGAAAACGAUGUUCCACGUGCGACAAUACCUACCUGAGGUCAUCUGGAUAUGGUCAAAUGAGAGAUAGAUAUGACGGUUAUUACUCAAGGGAGCCAUAUUCCUCUUAUAGCCGGACCAGAUACGAUCGCGUUGAUCCGUACGACAGAUACGAGAAAGAUAGAUAUUACGAUGACUACGACCGAGGAGACUCAUAUAGAGAUACCAGAGGCAGAAACAGAUACUCUUCAUCCUAUGAUAGAUACGAACCUCGAGAUCGCUAUUAUGACAGAGGACUGGGCUACGAUAAUAGAGGGUACGAUUACAGAGAGAGGGAUUACUACUAUAGCCCUUACUUUAGGGACAGGUACGAGCCAGAGGAGGACUACUACAGUCGAGGCUCAGGAACCGACAACUAUUCAAGCAGAGGAUAUGGAAGGCCUGAUAGUUACAGAACGGGAAGCAGCGGAUAUGGUGCAUAUGCCCGAGGCUACAGUUAUGGCGAUCGAGAUCGUUAUGGUGGAUCUGGUGGUUCGGGCUAUGGAAACUAUGGAUCUGGUGGUUCGGGAUAUGGAAACUAUGGAUCUGGUUAUGGCAGCAACUACGGUUCCGGCUACAAUUCCGGAUACAAGCCCAGAUAUCCGUCRGAYGAAUACGAUUCUGGAUAUAGAUAUACCAGUUAUCUUUACGGGCGACCUUCGUCCACUACAAUUGAUCCUCCCAGAAAGAACGAAAGCGACCAAGGAAACACUGCCAGUCCUACUCAGGGAAGUUCGUCGGGCAGGAUGGAUUAAGAUAUAAGGCAAGUAAUUAAACAUAGCAGCAAAUCUCAAAACCAUUCUGAUUUUUUUUAGAAUAAUUAACAAGUUAUUGCAAAUAAAUUAAUCACAAUGUACAAAGUUUAUCGGACACUGUAAUUGUUUUUCCGAUUUCUGCAAACAAAAUUAUUUUAAACUAUUUUAAAACCAAAUUUACUUUUGGAAAUAUUUAUUUAUUAAAAUUGGCCACAAGUCGAUUUCAGAGGUUUUCUUUAAAAAAGCCCUAAUAAUAUCAAUUCUAAUAUAUACUUAGAUGUAGGUUUUAUCAGUAAGUAUCUACUUCGAUGUGGCCACGUAACAGUCUUACAAAUAUACGCAACAAAAACAACGCUUGCAUAAAACAUUUAAAACUUUUGAUCUUUUUAAAUAAACGUAUAACAAGGAUGUGAAGUCAUGACUAGUAAAAUGCGAUACCAAGACUUUGUUAAAAGUAGGGAAAAUAAAUGUGCUUUUUUAUAA
Molecule: messenger RNA, 1841 nt
Organism: Dendroctonus ponderosae (mountain pine beetle)
Lineage: Eukaryota; Metazoa; Arthropoda; Insecta; Coleoptera; Curculionidae
Product: heterogeneous nuclear ribonucleoprotein A3 homolog 1
Exons: 6
Coding region: 210-1358 (382 amino acids)
Source: RefSeq, a predicted model, not a curated record